GAAUUCUGAUCUAUCAGUCUAUGUUGACUUUGGCCAGCAGGGCUGUUGUUGCCAUGCCAAUGCCAAGUAGCCCUAAUUAGUCCACUCACUAGCUACCUUGCUUGCCAGGCAAUAAGGGCAACACAGCUACUGCUCCAAUGGUAGCCAGAUCGGGACAGUUAAGCAUGUACCAUGUGCUAUGCAAACACAAACAGUGGAGGAGUGGCCAAAGUCCUGAGGGGAAGGAUUCUGCCAUUAGUAUUGUCAUGGCCACUGUUUCCUACCUGUGCUCUUUAAUGAGGCCAAACAAACUUAUGAGGAGAUAGCUUAGAGGAAAAGACAAAGAAACAAGGACUCAAAGGCAAACACGAUCUGUGUUGUCCCUACAUGCUGUAAACAGAGUUUCCGCCACUUAUUACAAGCAGUACAAAAGACAAAAAGAUUAAGGAAAGAACAAAAACACAAGAAAUUAUGUAAUUGAAAAAAUUACGAGGAGAGUGUUAAAUCUGCUUUGUGAGUCCAAUUAGUCAAGCGCAGAGGUGUAAAAAGAAAAAAAGAGAAGGAGAAGACAGUUUCAGAGAGGGGAGGAGGAGGGGGAGGGAGCGAUGGAUGAGUAGGAAGGGCUACUGGAGGCAGAUACAGAGAGAGGCAGGAAGUAGGACAGAGAGACAGAGCAACAGAAAAAGAAGCACAGCAGAGAGAAGAGAGGGGGAGGCAGAGCAGCAGCGUCAGUAUCUCUCUCGCUCCCUCCAGGCUCUGUGGCUGCAUGCUUUCUACCAGUCAAAUUACCAUCCUGAAGGGACUCAACAGUGUGGCGCAAGACCCUUGAAUGAUGGACUACUAAGCUAAACCUCAGCCACUAAGGCUUAACACCUGUGGGGACUAUGCUACCUUUGGGGAUUGAAAUUACAAAGCCCUACAGGGAAGGAAAGCACUCCGACAGAGCCAAGAAUCACUGAGGAAUGGUCUUUGUCUAGAGGAUCAAAGAUGGAUGGAAUGUGACUGAAGAAGAACGCAAGGGAAGGUGAUGAUGAAGGGACAUGAAAUUCUCUGCUUCAAUCAAUUCCUCUCUCGCAGUCUGAAGGAUAAAGUGGGAGUAAGAAGGCUGUGAAUGUCCAAGAGUCAAGGGAUCAGUGUCUUUGAGCAGUCUCCAAAGACUGUAUAUGACCUACAUCUCUGACCUUUGGUGUAACUCUGUCCCCCCUUGAUCACAGGGAAGCGAAAGGUUUGACUGGGUCGAGUCCAGAAGAACAAACACAAACUAUUUCUCUUGUUUUCUAUUUCUCUUGAAACCUCCCCUCCAUUCUGUUAUCUUUACUUUCUCUCUUCACUGUUCUCUGAAAACACAAUCCUGACAUGGACUCACAUAAGGUGCUAUGGACCAUAUCAGGACCUUCACCCUCUCCAGAGUGAUAGAGACACUAGUGUGAAAGACGUACAAUACCUGAAAAGUGGAGAGUAGUGGUGAGAGGAUUGUUCUGGCACUGGCAUCAUUUUCAGGCGGGGUUGAGACUGGAGGCAACGGUCCAAGCACAACGGACAAUGACGAGACAGAGCUAUGCAUGAAAGAAAGCAUUGAUCUUAGUGCACCGCACUGAUGCUGCAAACCACAUGCCCCCCAACGAGGGGUGGGUGUGUGUUGCUUUCUGUGUUCCACAAACAGACCUUUCCCUUCGCCUGAGUAGAGCCAGUAUCCCCAAAGCUAAAGCUCACGGAGGAUUUUAAACUGUCUGUCAAAUUUCGAUAAGUUCACAGACAGAAAGCUGCAAAUCAAGUGAAGAUUGAUCUUGUCAAGUCAAAAUAUGGUGGGAUGGUUUGAUGUGCGCCACCAAGUUUUUUGUGGCCACUUCGAUUGCUGCUGAGCUGGAGAGGACACUGCUGGGAGGGAGUGAUCUUUUUUGUACAAACCACACUCCAGGACUCUUCCUCAAAUCAGGAUAAUGCACACAUCCCCAGUGCUGAUCUCUGCAGCCACCAUGAGCAACAUGACGGUGCUUGACACUGCUGACCCCUAUGACCUUGACGUGACCUCCUCCGAGGCCAUCUACCCCAUCAGCUUCCAGGUUUCUCUGACAGGCUUCCUGCUUUUGGAGAUAGUUUUGGGCUUAAGCUCAAACCUCACUGUGCUCGUCCUCUACUGUAUGAAACAAAACCUCAUCAGCUCCGUCUCCAACAUAAUCACCAUGAAUCUGCAUGUGGUGGAUGUGUUGGUGUGUGUAUGCUGCAUCCCGCUGACAGCCGUGGUGGUGUUACUUCCUUUGGAGGCGGACACAGCCAUGAUCUGCUGUUUCCACGAGGCCUGCGUCUCCUUUGCGAGUGUAGCUACAGCUGCUAACGUCCUGGCCAUCACUGUGGACCGCUAUGACAUCUCAGUGCGGCCAGCAAACCGUGUGCUUACAAUGGGCCGAGCUGUAACUUUACUGGGAUCCAUCUGGGCUCUAUCCUUUUUCAGUUUCCUGGUUCCCUUCAUGGAAGUAGGGUUCUUCAUCAACUCUGGUUCAGACGUUUUUAACCAGACUGCAGUGGUCACAGUGGUUCAUACAAAUGAGUACUACACAGAACUGGGUUUGUACUAUCACCUGCUAGCCCAGAUUCCUAUAUUCUUUUUUACAGCUGUGGUAAUGCUAGUGACUUACUACAAGAUCCUUCAGGCACUUAAUAUUCGCAUUGGAACACGCUUUCAGCACAACCUACCUAAAAAGAAGCAAAAGAGCAAAAACACUAUCUCUUUGAGCACUGCAACACAAGCAGAGUCAACUGAUGCUUCACAGAGCAGCACAGGAGUCAGGGCAGGUGGGAAUGCACCCUUGGGCAUGCGGGCAUCAGUGUCAGUCAUUAUUGCGCUAAGACGAGCAGUAAAGCGUCAUCGGGAGAGACGGGAGAGGCAGAAACGAGUCUUCAGGAUGUCUCUUCUCAUCAUCUCCACAUUCCUACUUUGCUGGACUCCAAUAACUGUGCUCAACACCAUCAUCCUCAGCACUGGGCCCAGUGACUUAACUGUUCGCCUCCGCUUGGGCUUCCUGGUGAUGGCCUAUGGAACCACUAUCUUUCAUCCGCUCCUCUAUGCCUUCACUCGGCAGAAGUUCCAAAAGGUUUUGAAAAGCAAGAUGAAGAAGAGGGUGGUGUCUGUAGUAGAAGCUGACCCUACGCCAAACAAUGUGGUCAUCCAUAACUCGUGGAUUGACCCCAAGAGAAACAAGAAGGUCACCUUUGAGGACACAGAAGCCAGACAAAAAUGUCUAUGCUUGCAGGAUGCGGAGUAAUAGGAUUUACUCAAAUGUAAAUAUGUCAAAUAUAUACAGUAAAUAAAAGUCAUAAAAGUGAAGUAACAGACUAUGGCAGAUGAAUUUUACAAACUGGUGUUUUAGAGGGACAUAUUUUAUGGAAAUAGAGAGGUGGAAAGUAUUUGAAAAAAAAGCAUGGAAGAAAUGUGACUAUGAUAUACUACAAGUCUAAACAAGCUAAACAGACAUGUACUCAUUAACGAUGAAGUACAUACAUCUUGGGCAGCUUACUAAAUAAAUACUAAAAUUAUGACCUUAGAUAGAACAUGUGUUUCCUGAGAGAUGGAAUAAAAAGAUUAAGGCAAGGAGUUUCCUUAAAACAUAAACAUCACUUGUAAAAAGGGAAACUACCAGUUUGACGUUGAAUGUGUAUGGCUUCAAGGAUUGCAUUUACAGUUAAUUUUUCCUCAGUACAAAAAAUGUCUCAAAAUAGGUGUCAUAGGCACACAAAGAGGGUAAUUUAUUGCUAUUUAUUGUGGAAUGUUGUGGAGUGCUAUCAAGGACAAUUCAGUCAUAACUCUGUAUCUAAGCAGCAGUGUGUGUUGUUCUCUGGUUAGCAUAAGAUGAGACAAAUGUCUAUGUACAGUCAUAGAAUACCUUGAUAUUGUUUGUCACCAUUUGUAAUAAACCAAAUGCACAAUA
This is a messenger RNA of Siniperca chuatsi (mandarin fish), 3905 nucleotides long. Its product is annotated as G-protein coupled receptor 22-like. The coding region runs from base 1920 to 3242 and encodes 440 amino acids. Gene Ontology annotation, biological process: G protein-coupled receptor signaling pathway. Gene Ontology annotation, molecular function: peptide binding; G protein-coupled receptor activity. The transcript is spliced from 5 exons. NCBI's taxonomy places the organism in Eukaryota, Metazoa, Chordata, Actinopteri, Centrarchiformes, Sinipercidae. Gene Ontology annotation, cellular component: membrane. The record is from RefSeq and is a predicted model, not a curated record.